Molecule: messenger RNA, 936 nt
Organism: Myotis daubentonii (Daubenton's bat)
Lineage: Eukaryota; Metazoa; Chordata; Mammalia; Chiroptera; Vespertilionidae
Product: cytochrome b5 type B-like
Exons: 1
Coding region: 61-504 (147 amino acids)
Source: RefSeq, a predicted model, not a curated record
ACCUGGAGGAAGUUAGCGGCGGGAGGCGGGGAGUGGUGUACGGCAGGUAUCUCAGGCCUCAUGGCGACCGUGGGAGCGAGCGGCAGCGAUGGGAAAGGGCCAGGGGUGGAGACCCCCGUCACCUAUUACCGUUUGGAGGAGGUAGCGGAGCGCAACUCCUCGAAGGAGAUAUGGCUGGUGAUCCACGGGCGAGUCUACGAUAUCACCCGCUUCCUUAACAAGCAUCCUGGCGGAGAAGAGGUUCUGCUGGAACAAGCUGGUGCAGAUGCAAGUGAAAGCUUUGAAGAUGUUGGCCACUCCUCUGAUGCCAGAGAAAUGCUGAAGCAGUACUAUAUCGGUGAUGUGCAUCCGAAUGACCUUAAACCUGAAAGUGGUAGCAAGGACCCUUCGAAAAAUGAUACAUGCAGAAGUUGCUGGUCAUACUGGAUUUUCCCCAUCAUAGGCGCCAUUCUCUUAGGUUUCCUGUACCGUUACUACUACCCAUCAGAAAGCAGAUCCUCCUGAGGAGGCCUUGUCGAAGUCUGGAAAGCAGAUCCACUUGGGAGUGGCAGCUAGAGACUUAUUUGGAGGCUGCAGCGGUGCCCUGUUCUCACAUUCUUCCAGCUGUGCUCUCCCCCCUGGAGCCCAGACGGUUGGCUGCGCAUCCCCCUCAGGGCCAGGGACAGGGCCCUCCUUCCCCAGAGCCUACUCCCGAAGCACCUGCUCACUGUUCGGUGUCCUGGCCGACGUUUCCCGUCUUCACUGGUUCUCACGAGCAUCUUUAUAUUUCAUUGUUUUCUGUUGAUAACUGCAGUCCAUGUGCCCUAGCGACAUUGCCCUUUGGUAAAAAUGCCUGCUUUCCAGUACUUUGCACAUUAUCAUACUCUACUUUUGAAGCUUUUCUUUUUCCAUUUUUCUUUUAAGUAAAUAUUGUUAUUUUAAAAAAAAAAAUAAUAA